Molecule: messenger RNA, 1574 nt
Organism: Nomia melanderi (Alkali bee)
Lineage: Eukaryota; Metazoa; Arthropoda; Insecta; Hymenoptera; Halictidae
Gene: Ufd1-like
Product: ubiquitin fusion-degradation 1-like
Biological process (GO): ubiquitin-dependent protein catabolic process; ERAD pathway
Cellular component (GO): VCP-NPL4-UFD1 AAA ATPase complex
Molecular function (GO): polyubiquitin modification-dependent protein binding
Source: RefSeq, a predicted model, not a curated record
AAAAAGUAUUCAAGAUUCAAUUGUCUGCAAAUCUGAUACACAGUGAGUCGUCUGCUUUCAGUAUAUACACAUAUGUCAAAGUCAUACUUUCAUCUAAAUUGAUACGUUGUAAAAAAGUUUUGUUACUUAUAAAUCUUCAAAAGGAUUGGAAGAAAAAUAUCAUGAAUAUGUUCGGGUUUAAUAUGUUUCCGGAGAUUCCACGGCCUUUUAAUACUCAGUAUAAAUGCUUCUCUGUGUCGAUGUUACCAGGUACAUAUCGACAAGAUGUAGAACGUGGAGGAAAAAUAAUUAUGCCACCUUCGGCUUUAGAACAGCUUACAAGAUUGAAUAUUAAUUACCCGAUGAUGUUCAAAUUAACUAAUAAGAAGACUAAUAGAAUAACCCAUUGUGGUGUUUUGGAAUUCGUUGCAGACGAAGGAAAAGUUUAUUUACCUCUUUGGAUGAUGCAUAAUCUUUUAUUGGAAGAAGCAGAAUUAAUAAAUGUUGAAAGUGUUACUUUAAAAAUUGCAACAUUUUCACGCUUCCAACCACAGUCAGAAGAUUUCUUAGAUAUUACAAAUCCUAAAGCUGUUUUAGAAAAUGGUUUAAGAAGUUUCGCUUGCCUUACAACGGGUGAUGUAAUUGCCAUAAAGUAUAAUCAAAGAAUAUAUGAAAUGUGUGUCCUGGAAACGAAACCUGAUCCAGCUGUUAGUAUUAUAGAAUGUGAUAUGAAUGUUGAAUUUGCUCCACCCGUGGGUUACAUAGAACCGGAAAAACAUAUUAAAAAAGAUGAAGCUGUAGUAGACCCUGUAGAUUUAAUGCCAGCACCUGUAGGAUUUGUACCAUUUAAAGGACAAGGUAAUAGAUUAAAUGGAAAAAAACGUAAAGAUUCCGCUCAAUCAGAAGUUGCUACAAACAAACCCACGUAUAUUAGAGGAAUACCAGAUUAUGAUUAUAAAAUAGGAACUCUUACAUUUUUACAUAAUAUGAAACCCAUUAAUAAUAAAGAGGUAAAGGACCAGGAUGAGUUUAAGGCUUUCACAGGUGAAGGUUUUUCCCUUAGAGAAGCAAGGAAAUGAUUAAAGAAUUAUCAGUCUAUUUAUUUUCUUAUAAUUACAUACAUUUGUAAAAGGUAAAACAAUAACAUGUUCAGUCUACUAGUGGACCCCAAAAGUGUUUACUGGGUCUUGCUGGAUCUUCUGUCAAGAAAAAGUCACGUCCGAGUGAUAUGAAUUCUUCGAUACUGAUUUUACCGUCAUCGUUAGUAUCAAUAUGACUAAAGGAAACAACUGCGUGCUGUAAUAAAUUUUAUUACAAUUAAAUUAACUCUUUUAUUCAAAUUCCGUUGGAAAAGUUUGAAUAGAAAAUAUAUCAUUUUACUUACAUCAUGUGUGAGAUCUAAACAUUGGAAAAAUAAUUUGAAUUCUUCCACAGAAAUUUCACCGCUUUGAUCUUUGUCUACUGCCUGCAAUUGUAUAGUAAAGAUUAUAUCCUUAAGAAAGGAACUUUCUGAUAAAUAUUUGUUUAUAUGAACAUACAUAAAUAUUUUGAAUACUUACUUUGAAUAAAAACGGUAAGAAAUGAUGACAUUUCUU